UCAAUUAUAAUAUAGAUAAAAGAAUCAAUAGCGUAUGGUAUAGACUAUAUAUUCUAUACCACACACACCAUUGAUUCUUUUAGCUUUUAGCGCCUUAAAUCUCUUUCGAUUUCUCCCUCCUCCAUUUCUGAAUCCAGCAAUCUAACCUUUACAUAAAGUUUCCAUCUUUAUCAUUAUUGGUUAUUGGUUAACUUAUUUUUCGUUAUUUCAACAUACCAUUAUAAAGUUUUUGUUGCUGAUCAUGUGCCAUUUCCUUUCUUAUUGUCUUCUUCCUUUCUUUUAACUGUAAAAAUACCCUGAAUUUUUAAAGCACACCCAGCAAAAUCAACCCAUAAAGAUUUCUCCCCUAGUCCCUCCCUCCUAUCAUGUCUCUAUACAAGUUAGGAGAAAAACCCUUCAUUAAGGAAUGGUUUUUGCUUUGAUUAAAAAUAAAGGGUUAUUCUGUUUAUUUACUUAUAUUAAGGCAUUUGAUGGAGGAGAGCAAAAUUAGCUGCUUUCUUCAUGUUCAGGUGAUUGGUGAAUAAUAGAGGUUUUGAUUAUAUAUUAAUAAAAAAUGCUGAUAAUUUCUGGAGGGAAUUUUUGAUCUGGAUUCUGGGCUUUUGAGGUGGAGUAUGAAUUUGUGAAAAAAAUUGUAAAUUGGAGUGAAGUGUAAGGAAAUUUGAUAAAUAUGGAACUUCAAGAAACCCAGGGACAGUCAAAAGCUCCACAGAGAAAGAUGACAAAGCAACUGACUGGAAAAAGGGAUGAUACCAAGCUUCAUUCUGCUGCAAGAUCUGGAAAUUUAGAUGAGGUAAUUGAGAUAUUGAAGAACACAGAAGAAGAAGAAGAAUUAAAGGAAUUGUUGAUAAAACAGAAUCAGGCAGGUGAAACAGCCCUUUAUUCAGCUGCAGAAUAUGGGCAAGUUGAUGUUGUUAGGGAGAUGAUCAAGUAUUAUGACCCUGUUUCUGCUAGUAUUAGAGCUAAAAAUGGGUAUGAUGCUUUCCAUGUUGCUGCAAAACAAGGGGAUUUGGAAACAUUGAAAGUGCUGAUGGAGGCACAUCCUGAUCUUUCAAUGACCUAUGAUACAUCCAACACAACAGCUUUGCAGACUGCUGCAACACAAGGGCACACUGAUGUUGUGAAUUUCCUCUUGGAAUCGGGAUGUGGGCUAGCCACGAUUGGUCGAAGUAAUGGUAAGACGGCCUUACAUGCAGCUUCGAGGAAUGGACAUGUAGCUGUAGUGAAAGCUCUCUUAGGGAAAGAGCCUAGCAUUACUACAAGGACCGAUAGGAAGGGACAGACGGCACUUCACAUGGCAGUGAAGGGUCAGAAUCUUGAAGUGGUUGAGGAGCUGUUUAAGGCUGAUCCUUCUUUGAUCAACAUGACUGAUAGUAAGGGCAAUACGGCGUUGCAUAUAGCAACAAGAAAGGGAAGGCUUCAGAUUGUAACGAGAUUGUUAGCUGAACAAGGUACAGACACCACAGCCGUCAACAGGGCAGGUGAAACCGCCUUUGACACUGCUGAGAAAAUGGGACAUCAAAAAAUUUUAGAGACACUGCGGGAGCAUGGUGUUCAGAGUGCCAAAGUCAUCAAGCCCCAAGCAACCAGCAAUAACGCCCGUGAGCUGAAACAGACUGUAAGUGACAUUAAACAUGAAGUCCAUUAUCAACUAAAACACACCCGACAAACAAGAAAACAUGUCCAAGGCAUUGCAAAACGGCUCAACAAGAUGCACACCGAAGGCCUCAACAAUGCCAUCAACUCUACCACUGUUGUUGCAGUGCUCAUAGCAACCGUUGCUUUUGCUGCCAUCUUUACUGUCCCAGGCCAGUAUGUCGACGACCCUGAUCAUGUUCCGCCAGGAAGUUCUCUUGGAGAAGCAAAUAUUGCACCAAAAGCUGCGUUUUUAAUCUUCUUUGUUUUCGAUUCAGUUGCCCUUUUCAUAUCUCUUGCUGUUGUCGUUGUUCAAACCUCUGUGGUAGUCAUCGAAAGCAAGGCGAAGAAGCAAAUGAUGGCGAUCAUAAACAAGCUUAUGUGGUUGGCGUGUGUUCUGAUCUCAGUCUCGUUUUUGGCUCUAUCAUUUAUAGUUGUAGGAGCUAAAGAGAGAUGGCUUGCGAUUGGGGUGACGAUCAUAGGAACGACGAUCAUGGUGACAACUUUAGGAACCAUGUGUUAUUGGGUAAUACAACAUCGAAUAGAGGCGAGAAGCUUGAAGAGCCUUAGGAAAUCCUCGCUAGAAAGCAGGUCACGGUCUUGGUCAGUCUCCGCAAUGUCGGAUUCAGAGCUUCUGAAUGCUGAGAAGUUUAAGAAGAUGUAUGCAAUCUAAUUAACUGAUGCAAGUUACAUAGUCCAAUGUAUAUCCUUAACAAAAUAACUUGAUAUAUGAUCAACAUUUACAUGUAAAUUUUGUUACCUUUUUGUGCAUCAGAUUUUUCUGUUGUCUAUAAAUUAUCAUUCAAAACCACCAUUGUGGUUAUGAAAUAGAGAUAAGAAAAAAGAAAGUUUCCAAUGAA
This is a messenger RNA of Amaranthus tricolor (Joseph's coat), 2492 nucleotides long. RefSeq names its product ankyrin repeat-containing protein At5g02620-like. NCBI's taxonomy places the organism in Eukaryota, Viridiplantae, Streptophyta, Magnoliopsida, Caryophyllales, Amaranthaceae. Gene Ontology annotation, cellular component: plasma membrane. Gene Ontology annotation, molecular function: protein phosphatase regulator activity; protein phosphatase 1 binding. The coding region runs from base 668 to 2305 and encodes 545 amino acids. The transcript is spliced from 4 exons. The record is from RefSeq and is a predicted model, not a curated record.